AUAGUACAUAUUAUAUAUAUUCAAGUAUGUACUAAUGUGUAUUUCACUUCCAGAUUCAGAUUUUCAUUUUCUCAAUAAUUGAGUCCUCACAUUUUCCUCAAUCAUCAUUUCUUAUUUGCCUUUUCUCUUGUAACUGUCUCAAAAGCUCUUCAGAUUUGAAUCUCCCGUAGCCGCCAGCAAUCGCCAUGGCGGCCUCUGGAGCCUGUCUCUUCCCCGCCGCGCUCUUCCGCCGUGAGCCGCUACCGCAUGUCAGAAAACCAAACUCCCCACGGAUCCCGAGCACGGCUCCUCGCUUCGCGGUAUCAGUAGACCGGGUUCCGGUGACGCUGGAGGUGAAGCGCGAAGAAGGAAGCGGUACGGUGGAGAAAGAGAAGCGUUGGGAAGAGAAGGAGGAGAAGCAACAAAGAAACGGUUGGAAGGAGUAUUUCGAGCAAUCGAAGGAGUUGAUCAAACCGGACGGUGGACCGCCACGGUGGUUUUCGCCGCUGGAGUGCGGUUCGCGGUUGGACAAUUCUCCUCUGCUGCUCUUCUUGCCGGGUAUUGAUGGCGUGGGACUUGGACUUACUUUACAUCAUCAGAAACUGGGAAGGAUUUUCGAUGUGUGGUGCUUGCAUAUUCCAGUUGCGGAUCGAACACCAUUUACAGACCUUGUGAAAAUAGUUGAGAGAACAGUUAGGUCAGAACAUCAACGUUCACCUAACAGACCCAUUUAUCUUGUUGGAGAAUCUUUAGGAGGAUGCCUAGCGCUGGCUGUUGCAGCUCUUAACCCUGAUAUGGACCUUGUACUAAUAUUGGCGAACCCAGCUACUUCGUUCAGCAGGUCACAGUUGCAACUUCUAGCACCAUUAUUGGAAGCUUUGCCUGACCCACUCUCUCAUGGCCUGGCUGACAUUCUCAGUUUAACAGCAGGUGACCCUCUGAAGACUGUGUUGGACAAUCUGGUCAAAGGACUUCCUCUACAAAAUACAACUAGGGAGCUGGUGGAGGAUUUUACUACUUUCUCAUCAUCUUUGCCUGUUCUUGCUGACAUAUUACCAAAAGAAACACUUCUUUGGAAACUAAAGAUGCUUAAGUCGGCUUCUGCAUAUGCUCAUUCACGUCUUUAUGCUAUCAAAGCUCAGACUUUGAUACUUUGCAGUGGAAAUGAUCAGUUACUUCCUAGUCAACAGGAAGGUGAAAGACUAGUUCAGUUACUGCCUAAGUGCGAGCUUCGUAAAUUUGAUGACAGCGGUCAUUUUCUGUUCCUGGAGGGCAGCAUUGACCUGGUAACGAUCAUCAAGGGCACUUCUUACUACCGCCGUGGCAAGUAUCAUGACUACGCAUCAGAUUUUAUACUACCUACACCUGAUGAAAGCAAAAAAGUAAUAGAAUCAAACAGUUUGGUUAACCUUGUCACAAGUGCUGUUAUGCUCUCGACUUUGGAGGAUGGGACGAUUGUAAAAGGCCUCGCUGGAAUUCCUUCGGAGGGGCCUGUUUUGUUGGUUGGGUACCACAUGUUGCUGGGAUUAGAAAAGAUUCCCCUGGUUACUCGGAUUUAUAGGGAAAGAAAUAUCCUUGUUCGGGGGAUAGCACAUCCCAUGAUGUUUGUGAGAGCUAAAGAUGGAAAAUUGCCAGAUCUAUCUUCUUUUGACUCAUUCAGACUUAUGGGUGCUGUUCCUGUAACACCAACUAACCUCUUCAAGCUUUUCUCCUCCAAGUCUCAUGUCCUAUUAUAUCCCGGAGGCAUGCGCGAGGCUCUUCAUAGGAAGGGUGAAGAAUACAAGUUAUUCUGGCCAGAACAAUCUGAGUUUGUCAGGAUGGCAGCCAGAUUUGGAGCCAAAAUUGUACCCUUUGGUGCAGUUGGAGAAGAUGAUUUUGGUCAAGUAGUUUUUGAUUAUGAUGACUUGGUGAAGAUUCCUCUCUUUAGGUCAGAAAUAGAAAGCCUCACAGAUGAGGUUACGCAAUUGAGGACUGAUACUGGUGGUGAGGUGGCAAAUCAACAAGUGCAUUUGCCUUGGAUUUUGCCUAAAGUUCCAGGCCGAUUCUACUAUUAUUUUGGAAAAACAUUUGAAACGGAAGGAAGGAAACAGGAACUAAGAGACAGGGAGAAAUCUAAAGAAUUUUAUUUACAAGUGAAAUCUGAGGUUGAGAGAUGUAUUGCUUAUUUAAAGGUGAAACGAGAAAGCGACCCAUACAGAAGUAUACUGUCUCGGCUAUCAUACCAAGCCACAAAUGGUUUUGAAUCCGAAGUUCCAACAUUUGAAAUUUGAUUGUUCUGUACAAAAAAUGGUAAUUUUCCAAUUCAUCCAGAAGGGCCUAUUUAUGUAAUUUGCCAAUAGUUUCAGGCACUGUUUUCUGGCCAGCGGAUAUGAUUUCUCAGAGAUGGUCGGAAUACAAUUUUUCCAAAGUUUAAAUCAAUAAG
Molecule: messenger RNA, 2401 nt
Organism: Abrus precatorius (Indian licorice)
Lineage: Eukaryota; Viridiplantae; Streptophyta; Magnoliopsida; Fabales; Fabaceae
Product: acyltransferase-like protein At3g26840, chloroplastic
Exons: 14
Coding region: 186-2249 (687 amino acids)
Cellular component (GO): membrane
Source: RefSeq, a predicted model, not a curated record